This is a messenger RNA of Botrytis fragariae, 1557 nucleotides long. Its product is annotated as putative phenylacetyl- ligase protein. The transcript is spliced from 3 exons. Lineage: Eukaryota; Fungi; Ascomycota; Leotiomycetes; Helotiales; Sclerotiniaceae. Gene Ontology annotation, molecular function: calcium:proton antiporter activity. The record is from RefSeq and is a predicted model, not a curated record. Gene Ontology annotation, cellular component: fungal-type vacuole membrane. Gene Ontology annotation, biological process: intracellular calcium ion homeostasis; calcium ion transmembrane transport. Bases 1 to 1557 code for a protein of 518 amino acids.
AUGAAUAACGUUCGUCUCCAAGCUCGAAGCGCGAGAAUUGCAACCGAGCGCGAUCAUACUCCUAGCUGGAAUCCUUUCCUGCGAGGUAGAAGAUGGGCUGAAGGUGGCUACGAUAUGAAUUGUCCUGGAAAGAGGGAUGAGGAAUCGGGAAGAGCAGAAAGUAAUACGCAUGCUUUACCUCCACGUCUGGAACCGGUUCAUACACUUUCGGAUACCGAUAUCGUUAAGCUUAGCCCUGGUAUUGAGUCUCUAUUCGCCACAACAACCUUGGAUGAAAAGCCUAUGCGUCCAUUGUCCGCUGGAAACUUAGGUAUUGAGGAGGCCACGGGCUCUAUCCUCAGAGAGCAUCCCCGGCAUCGUUUUCCACGCCCCUCUUCUAUCCCCGAAGACAAAACAAAUUGUGAAAUUGAAAAAGCAAACGAAUGUGCUAGAAGACGCACAUCACCAUAUGGAAAUUUGAUCAAACAAAUAGUUGCAAUUUUCUGCUCAUCAUGGUUAUCGCUUCUCCUCCCAUUUGUACCGGCAGGGUUCGCUUCAAAUUAUACUAAUCUACCACCCAUUGUCAAUUUCAUACUAAACUUCAUUGCUAUCUUCCCAAGUGCUUCUAUUGUCGAUAUGGCCAUGGAUGAGGUGAUGUUACGUUUUGGAAAUACAGUGGGAGGAUUGAUCUACAUGACUUUUGGAAACAUCGUACAGCUGGUAACCUCGGUUCUUCUUCUCAAGACUCGACAAGUUGAGAUUUUGAAAACUUCACUCAUUGGGGGAAUUCUGAGUGGAGUGUUAUUGAUCAUGGGUGCAAGUUAUUUCGCAGGUGGCAUUGAUCGACUAGAGCAGUCUUUCAAUGUCAGCUCUGCAAGUUAUGUCGCUAAUUUCUUGACAUUAUCUGUGGCUAGCUUGAUCAUCCCAACAGCAUCUCAUGUUUUUGCCAAUUCGACCCCGGAGAGUAUUUCUGCGCAAUCCAGGGGGACUUCGAUUGUCCUUCUGUUUGUAUAUGGUGUCUAUCUAUUCUUUCAACUAAAAACACAUUCAUAUGUCUUCAAUCCAGAAGCUGGCUUGUACAUCAAAAGGGCGCCAAAAUCGACUGUCAAAGGCGUCACAGAGGACACGAUUGAUAGCAGCCAGUUUUCUCCUCCAUCAGCCGUUUAUCCCACCGGCGAAGAUAUAGAGCCUCAUCUCUCUAUGUCGGUGGGUGUCAUCACCCUCAUUAUCGGAACAGUGGUUCUCGCCUUUAACACUACUUUCGCCGUCGACAGUAUCGAUGGUCUGACAGCACAUCACGCCUCACCCAGUUUCGUUGGUUUAAUACUUCUUCCCUUUCUCAAUAAUGAUUUCAUGCCCAUCACUUGUGCACGGAUGGAUAAAUUAGACUUGAGUAUCAUGGCAUCGGCCGGUAAAUCUCUUCAGACUUCACUACUAAUCACGCCUCUGAUUGUGAUUAUUGCGUGGAUUUGGGGGAUAGAUGAUAUGGGUUUAUUGUUCGAUGGGUUCCAGGUGGCUUCGCUGUUCAUGGCUGUAUUGCUGUUUAAUUUUCUUAUUGCAGGAGGAAAGAGUAAUUAG